CCACCUAUGGGGUUGCCCAAUUUAUAAUAAUAAAAAAAGGAACUCUCAGUCUGGGAAGAAAAUAAAUAAGUAAAACAAAACAAAAAAUUAUAUGGCUUAUAUUUUUGGUAACACCAUUGCUUUGAAUAUAAUAGGAAAACACUAUUAUUAUUAUUAUUAUGUUUAAUGCAAAGUUAACGCUGUGUGUCAUUAUAUCAUUGUACAUAAAAAAAAUAUAAAAAAAUGAAAAUAAUUAUUUUUCUUAAAACUUAAAUUCUUACUCGCGUGCCAAGCCCGCGAAACCGGGCAGGGGGCCGUCUGUGCCCACCGCGCGCACAGCCUGACUCAACUUUGAGUGACAUCCCCAGCAGUGCGUUUUCCUGAGUGUCGAUUGCCGUCUUAUUGUUUAGCUACAUACACCACAACGGCUCUUUUAAGAGCCACAUCUUGAGAACGUCUUUGACUUUCUACAUACACCACAACGGCUCUUUUAAGAGCCACAUCUUGAGAACAUCUUUUGACUUUGUUGUUCCAGCUAAAAUAAAACAACAACAAAAAGAACAUGUACCUGAUAGUGGAGUUCGUCGGAGAAGGGAGUACCGGUCCUGUAGCAAAGUCCUGGUACUCAGAUGGCCACUCAUGGUGGCCUCCAUACAAAGACUUGGACCGGUUACUAAAGAGCGUCAGGUUGAUGGGGGCACCACAGCCAGAUAAGGGUUGGACCAAGCAUCAGGCCAGAAUUCUACAUGAGUCGGCAUCAUUUGACAACAUUUCCAAAAAAUGGAAAAGGGCAUGCUACACUUCUGACAUCUCAGAAUCUGAAAAUUCUAUAAAAAGAAUUCACAAAAAGAAAACAUUCUCAUCAGAUGAUGAGCUUCAUGAAACCCCCAACAAAAAAGUUAAAAUGAAUAGAGACAAAAAUCCACCUACACCAAAAAUCCAGCCCGCACCAAAAGUCCCGCCUGCACCAAAACCUCCAGCACCUCUAAAAUACAUCAAGACAAAAGGUCCUGUUGUACGACCUCUGCUUACAACAAGCAAAGCAGUGAACUCUUUCAGCAAUUCAUUUGUUAAUCACCACCAAAGGGCCAUGGAGAAGCCAGAGCAGGCCCGUUUUGAGACUUUCCCCAGCUGUCAAGUUCCAUCAUUGUCAGCUCCAGAUGUUCCCAUGAGCUUCUCCCAGGCAGAUGAGCCACAAGAUCAUUGGGGUGAACACUCACCUGACAUUCAAGAGAAUGCAUUUUCUUUGCUGAGACCUUCAAGUUCCAAGCAAGAAAGAACACAGCACCGCCAGCUGGAAACUUGGGAAGAACACCCAUCUAUCACUCAAGAGAACAAAUUCUAUGCCUUAAGACUCUCUCAAGACCAAAGACUAUCAACCACACAACAAGGAAGAAUGCAAACUGUUCCAGUGAGCUUGUCCAAUGAAAAUGAGCAAGAAGAUGCUUGGGGUGAACACCCAUCUAACUUUCAAGGUAAAAGAACAUUCAUAAACACAUGCACAUUCUUUGAAUACUGUGUUCUGUCAGUGCCUCACAGGAGACUAGUGUGCUGCAGUCGACUGUUUGAAGUGACUGAGAUCAACAAACCCCAGAAGCAUGCUGCUCACCAGAGGGAGGUCUUCCUCUUCAACGACCUACUUGUGAUUUUGAAAUUGUGUCCAAAGAAGAAGAGUUCAGCUGCCUAUACCUUUUGCAAGGCCUUGGGGCUACUGGGGAUGCAGUUCCACCUGUUCGAAAAUGAAUACUAUCCUCAUGCCAUAACUAUUUUGUCUCCGUGUUCGGGUUCUGAUAAGAAGCAGGUGUUGAAUUUCUGUGCUCAGAGUGCAGAGGACCUGCUCAAGUUCGUAGAGGACCUGAAGGAGUCCAUCGCUGAGGUGUCAGAGAUGGAACAGAUACGUAUUGAAUGGGAGUUGGAGAAACAACAGGGAGCCAAAAGUCACUCCAUAAAGAAUAACGGGACUCUUGAGCUGAGGGGAAGACAAGGUUCUCCUUCUGGCAAACAGGAAAUGAUCACGUCACAGAGUGGACACAAUGCAGUAGAGGUGUCAAUUCACAACAGGCUUCAGACGUACCAGCUCAAUGCAGCACCGCAGAGUCCUGAGAGCACCGCCUUUCUCAACCACCAGAGGGAGUUCUUCCAGCAGUCUCCGUUGCAAUGUGCCAGCCCCUUAACCUCACACUCCUACCAGCCCGUGGCCCUGGCUGAGUUACGACCCGACACACUCAUCCAGUGUCAGCAAAUCGUCAAGGUCAUUGUUUUGGACAAAGGCGGUCACAGACCUAUGGAGGCGUUCCUUAGCCAGAGCCCCACUCAUCACCAACUCAUCCAGUCUGUCGUCUCCACACCAGUGCGCUCACGCGAUGGCGGAGUCAACCAGGGGGGGAACGAUGGUUCACAACCACCCUUGCCUCCACCACCACCACCAUAUAACCACCCUCAUCAGUAUAUACCCCCAGAUCCCCGUCUUGCACUGCAGAGGACCCCAAGUGGCUCUCGUAGCCUCAUAUAGAGUUCAAACCAAUAACUAUAAAACACUCCAGGUGCACUUUUGACAGAAUUUAUCUACAUAUGUAUAUGCAUAAAAUAAAUAUAAUGUAAAAAAUAAAAUAAAAUGUUAUCAAUAUGCACAUAUUUAAGGUAAGAGACAUGAAGACUUUAUUGACUUUGCAGAUAUGUGAUACAACCAAUAAGAAAAUAAAAUUUACCUAAUUGCUGGUUAUUUUUAAAUAAUAUGUAGUUUUAUCAAAUUUAUAUAAUGGUUCUCGUCUUUCUGGACACUCUCUGAGGUUAUAUCAUCGAGUACUUGUUCUUGACAGGAUUUCUCUGGUACAUUUUGUUACAGACAAAAUGUUUUCACAAAAUAAUGUGACACCCGAUUAUACCGGUUUAAAUUUUGUCGACACUUGCUUUUGUGCGGGAGCAGGUUUUACGUGUAAAAUCACCCUCUUUGGCUUUUAUUAUCCUACUGAUGUGUGUGUGUGUGUGUGUGUACAUGUGUGUGUGCUUUUGUCUGGAAAAUUAUAUAUGUGCCAAAAUGAGGACUCCCUCCUCCAUGGACUUUUUGCACUGUUGAACGCUUAGGGCUAGAGCAAACAUAUGUUUAAAUCAAUCAAAAAAAAAAAAAAAAAAAAA
Molecule: messenger RNA, 3114 nt
Organism: Carassius auratus (goldfish)
Lineage: Eukaryota; Metazoa; Chordata; Actinopteri; Cypriniformes; Cyprinidae
Exons: 21
Coding region: 542-2491 (649 amino acids)
Source: RefSeq, a predicted model, not a curated record